Molecule: messenger RNA, 2925 nt
Organism: Lycium barbarum (goji berry)
Lineage: Eukaryota; Viridiplantae; Streptophyta; Magnoliopsida; Solanales; Solanaceae
Exons: 12
Coding region: 1-2925 (974 amino acids)
Source: RefSeq, a predicted model, not a curated record
AUGGCGGAUGAAAGCACAUCUAGUAGGGUUACAAGAGGUAUCCCACAUACUCUUCAAAAUUUAGAUUCCCCUUCUUUUGAUUUGGGUAUUUCUCAGCAACAACAUGAUGUUGAUGCAGCUUCUGCUGAGAAAUUUGUUGCUGAAAGGAGAUCUAAGAAAAUCCAUGAUCCUUCCAGAAUCAGAAUUCCUUCAACUGCCUCCAAAUUCCUGGUUAAACGUCCCCCCACUCAACCGAUACGUUAUGCUUCAUAUAUGAACCAUAACAUUAAAGAUGAGUUGAAGGAAAAACUGACAGAUAGACAAUUCAAUCUAUUUUCCAAAACUGUUUUUGGAAAAUAUAUGCAGAUGCAAGUUGACACCGAGGUGCAGGGUAAGUUAUUUAGGUGUUUUAUGGUUAGGGAGUUGAAGCGUAGUAAUAGCGAUGCGUUUGUUAUCGAUAUUAACGGGACCGAAUUGACAUUCGGUCUUUUUGAAUUUGCUUUAAUUGCUGGUUUGAAGUGUUACGGGGAUGAAGUUAUUUUUGACGAGGGUUCUAACAGAUUGUUGGAUCAAUAUUUCGGUGGUUCUGGUAAUAGUAUUUUAAAGAUGACUUUAAAUAAGUGCUUUGAAGACAAGGAUUGGGGGGUUGGUGAUAACGCAGAUGAAGAUGCUGUAAAGAUUGUUAUCCUGUAUUUCAUUCAUAAUUACAUACUUUCAAGUGAAAAGAGAAACGUCACAGUCCCAAGACAUCAUUUUGACUUGGUGGAGAGUGAACAGUACAAUGAACAUACUUGGGGUAAGGAAGCAUUUGAUGAUUUGAUUAAGAGUAUUCACCACAAGAUGGACAAGCCGAAGCAGUUUUAUUGUCUACGGGGUUUCCCUUUUGCGAUGCAAGUGUGGAUAUAUGAGUGUUGCUCUAAUGUUGACCCUAAUUUAAUGGUUAAAACCGGAAGCCGAAUCCCAAGAAUGUUUAAUUGGAGAACAGUGAACCCAAAGCCAUCUGUUAACUACUUGAUGUUGGGCAUGUUUAAGGACGGUGAGGACAUUAGUUGUAAAUUCAACAACAUUGUUCCGACCAUAUCAGAGGUUGAGAAGCUUGGUCUGCGUGCAUAUCUGGUCAACAGACGUGCACCACCACCCCAAACACACCAAGAGGAGGAAAAUGAAUAUGCUGAUUUUACCACAACACCUCCCCAUGUUGCCGCUGCCAAGAAAACUCAAAAGAACGAUGCUUCAAAAUCUCCACCGCACAAGAAGCCCAGGAAGAUGUCGACGGCAGCAUUGCUUGUUCAGAAGUCACCAAUAACUAUCCCAAAAAAACCUACAGUUGGACAAUCAUCUAAAAAAUCUGCUUCGGUGGUAGAUAAGCCAGUUCAAUCAAAGGAAAAAGAAAAAGCUGCUCCAAGUGUCCACCGCGUUCCUGUUGACGACGUAUCCACCAGCAAAUCAGUUGACCUCACAAGUUUGAGGCAUGAACUUAAUCAAUUUAAGCAGGAAGUGCUUGCUGAAUUCAAGGUUGUUUUUACUGAGCUCAAGGAUCUUCUCAAAACUAUUGAUAAAAAUUUCAAAAAGGUUUUGGAACAUGUCAAAGGGAAACAAAACUCAGAAAAGGAUGAUGACAGUGAAACUCAUGUUCCUUUACAUGAUGGCAACAUACAUCAACAAGCUGAUGAUUACAUGGACCAUGGUGACGAUAUUCACAUGGAGACUGAUACGGGUGAUGUGCAUCCAACAGAGGAGAAGGGUCUUGCACCGGAUAUUCAAGUCGGUAUUGGCAAUGAUAGCGGCGAUACUCUGAAAGCUUCAACCGAAGAGAUUGCGGAAGGAGGUGAUCAUGCAGGAGAACCGAAGACUUCGGUUGAACGUCCGGUGGAUCCAACAGAGGAAAAGGGUAUUGCACCGGAUAUUCAAGUUGAUAUUGGCAAUGAGAGCGGCGAUACGAUGGAAGCUUCAACCGAAGACAUUCCAGAAGGAGGUGAUCUUUCAGGGGAACCGAAGACUUCGGUUGAACGUUCGGGGAAACAUACUAUGGAAGAGCAAAAAUGUUCUGAUGAUUCAAAUAAUUCUGAGAUGAUCGCACAGGUGCUAGCAAAUAUAGCAGAAUCAGAAAUGACCAACGAACAAGUUCACGCAGAAAAAACCGAGGAAAACACCAGCUCAACUGUCUUAGAGGAACCCCAGGCAGCAGUUUGUAACGCGCAACCGUUGUCUCAGUGGUUGUUGCCUGAUGAAAAGAACAACGAAGACCAUUACAAAAAAAAAUGGCAGUUUUUGACAAUGGAGUCAAAUUCAAUUUUGGCAUCACAACUGUCAAUGAUAAGAACUAGUUUUACCUAUUAUCGAUGGAUGGUCAGCUUUGGAAUGACGAGAGAUGGAUGUAUUUCAGUACAUUCGGUCUGCUGUGUUUUUGUAAAAUACAGAGAGCACAUUGACGUCAUUUUCUAUUACUUUCGGAAGAAAGGAAAGUACGAUAAAAGGAACAAUUUCAGCUUCACCACUGUUGACUGCCUAUUCAAGCAGAGAAUUGAUGUGGUCCACCACGCAUAUCGCAAUGUUGAAACACAGACAAAUGUGGCAAAUGAAGAGCAAGUAUUGAUUGAGUAUGUUAAGGGCCACAGGCUUAUUGCCAAUGUCGCGUGGCAUACCGUUGACAACGUGCUAAUACCGGUGAAUAUACAAGAAGAAAAUCAUUGGUUAUUGGUACUCCUUUCAUUCAAGGAUAGGGACUGUGGUGUUUUUGUGGCAGCGUAUGCCGAGUAUUUGACAUCGGGUGAAAGGAUUCCAGAUGUCAUUGAUGCACACAUGCAGCGUAUGAGAUACGGUGCACUCUUAUGGGACUACGCUGAAGGCAAGGUUGCUGACAAUGCAGAGAGUGAUAAUGAAGUUCCACCAAGACCGAUUACGCCAGCAAUCGAUUACGACACUGUAGAUGCAAUUGAUGUUUGA